AUACGCACCGAACGCGCGCGUCUCUCAACUUUCCCGAUCUGUAGCAAGCUUAUACGCUCGCGGAGGGACGUGUUCGCGUCAUCCGCGCGUGUAUGUGCAGCGGUGCGGCAGUGUGUCGGCUGCCUCCUCUCCAGUCGAAUAUACGCGCCGCGGCCAGUCUCUUUCUCGCUUUCCAUAAGAAAACGCCGAAAGCGCGAGCGCCGCGUGAGUCGUUUGCUAGCGCGCGUAUCGAACGCUUUUGGAAAAUCGCCGAGUGAGCGUGCGCACGGCGAUCGGUACGGAUCGAUGGCCGAUUUUCUUAUGGGGUCAUUGGGAAAUUCGCGAUAGUUUUCUGAGUGAAGAGUUGAGCUUUUCUCGUUCGUUUCGAGUUUUGAUUGCUGAAUUGGUGCGAUUCUUUUCUGUUUGCUGCAGAGAGUGAAGAGGCGAUGCUGCGUCUGUUAAUCGCCGCGUGGUUCGUCGCCACGGCUCAGGCGGGAUGUCCGCUGAGCCCGACGUCCGAUCAAACUUCCGCCAAGCGACUUCCCGGAGACGGCGGCUAUCGGAUACUCAUCAGCGGGGACUACGAUAAGUACAUCCCGAACGCGGUCUACACCAUCAGUCUUCAAGGGCCGCAUAAUUACGAGUCGCGGUCCCAGGAAUUCACGCGGUUCACGCUCUCGGUGGAUUCGCAGCACGCCCCGUUCAAUCCGGCGGCUCGCGUUGGUUUCUUCCAAAUCUUCCCGGACUCCUUGACGGAGUUCAACGAGGACUGCGUCAAUACCGUGUCCGAGGUGUCGGAUUAUCCGAAAUCGGAGGUGCAGGUGAUGUGGCGCGCGCCAGCCUCGGGCUCCGGCUGCGUCAUCUUCACGGCGAUGGUGAUGGAGGAGCCGAAUCGUUGGUUCGCCGAAGACGGACAGCUCAGCCGGACCUUCUGCGAGAUGAGCCCCAAGGAGACCGAGAGACUCGACGAGCUGCGCUGCUGCGCCUGCGACGAGGCCAGGUACAAGAUCGUCAUGGAGGGCAUCUGGUCGAACGCGACGCAUCCGAAGAACUUCCCGGACUCGGCGUGGCUGACGCACUUCAGCGACGUAGUGGGCGCCUCGCACGAGACGAAUUUCUCAUUCUGGGGCCGCGAGCACAUAGCCACCGACGGCUUCCGACAGCUCGCCGAGUGGGGCUCGGCUUCCGGCCUCGAGGCCGAGCUGCGGACCAAGGCCAAAUACCUCCGGACCUACAUCAAGUUGCCCGGACUCUGGUAUCCCCACGUCAACAGCAACACCUCCGGCAACUUCAAAGUCGACCGCAAGCACCCGCUGCUCUCGGUGGCCUCGAUGUUGGGUCCGUCCCCGGACUGGGUCGUGGGCGUGAGUAAACUGAACCUCUGCCAGCGCGACUGCACCUGGAUCAAGGGCAUGACCAUCGACCUGUAUCCUUGGGACGCUGGCACUGACAACGGCAUCAGCUACAUGUCACCCAACUCGGAGACGCGUCCGCGCGAGCGCAUGAAGCCCAUCACCACCAUGUACCCCGAGGAUCCGCGCUCGCCGUUCUACGACCCCAGCGGCAAGCCGAUGCUGCCCCUGGCGAGACUCUACAUCGACCGAGAGGAGAUCAAGAAGAAGAGCUGCGACGAGAGGGACCUGGAGGAUCAGGUGGCCGAGUUCAACGUCCCGGAGAACACCGGCGAUACGGAGAGACCCGAGUGCAUGACCACGGAAUAUUCAGACUGGACGGCCUGCUCGGUGACUUGCGGCAAGGGUCUGCGUAUGCGCACCAGGGCCUACAGAAUUCCGGAAAAGGCAGCGAUGAUGGGCUGCAGCCGACAGCUCGUGUCCAAGGAGAUGUGCCUCGCGCCCGCCGGCGAAUGCUCAGGCGGAUUCAGUCCAGCAGCAUCGGACGACGACAGCCCCUUCCCGGGACUGGACAACGCCGAGUGCGAGACGAGCGACUGGACCGACUGGUCGGAGUGCAGUUCGUCCUGUGGAGUAGGAUUCAAGACACGCUGGCGAAGACUUCGCGACCCCAGCAAACGCAAAAAGUGCUUCCACGUGAGCCUCAUAGAAAAGGAGAAGUGCAUGCAGCCUCCCUGCGCACCUGGUACCGAGGAGAAACAGGACGAAAUUUGCAAGGUGACGGACUGGUCGGACUGGUCGCCGUGCAGCGCUACGUGUGGCACAGGAGUUAAGACGCGCACUAGGCUCUUGCUGGUGCUACCGGAACUGCAGACGGAAUGUGCGAGAAAGGUCCAGCUUCGCCAGCAGCGACCCUGUCUCGACCAAGCGGAUUGUACCUUCGACGUGGCUACUGCCAAGGCGAUCUGCAUGGAAAAGCCGGAAAAGGGACCCUGCCGCGGUUACUUCGAGCGUUGGGUCUUCAAUCCGGAGAAGCGCACUUGCGUGCCGUUCAUCUACGGAGGAUGCCGUGGUAACAGGAACAAUUUCCGCACGUCUGCAGAGUGCUCCAAGACCUGCGACGUCGUUAGGGAAACUCUCGGAGAUGGACAGCCUCCGAGUCAAUCGCUGGACCCGCUGCCGCCGCGUCACUCGACCAACGAUCGUCUGAGCGCAUUGGCUGCAUCUGAUCAACCCGCGAGAUCUCUGGCUCCCGUUGACUGUGUCGUGUCCGACUGGUCCCCUUGGACAGCCUGCAGCGUGACCUGCGGUACCGGUCGGGUUACCAGCAGUAGAUACAUCACGAGGCAACCAGCCAAUGGAGGAAAACCAUGCCCAAAACGUCUGCAGAGACGUGCUCGGUGUCAACUAGCACCUUGUGAUGAUUACUGAGCUGCCAUAUUAAGAAAAGCAAAUUGAAAUCAGGGGUUUUCUACUCGAUUUUAUAGCAACGUACGAGAACAAAAAUCAAUGAAUUCAAUCAUAAAAAUGAAAAACAUUUUUUUUUAAAUUUUCAUUAAAAGUAAGAAAAUAAAAAUCAACUUAGUUAAAGGUACUUACUUACGGUAAGAAACGAUCGACCUUUACAUUAGGCAAAGGGACAUGAACCAAAUAAGCGUAAGUCUAAUUUAAAAAUAAAGAUAAGUUUGUAUUUAUAAUCUUAAUAAGUACGUUUUUUAUAAUUAUAAAACAUACAAGAUGAGCAUUUUUUAAUUAUAUAAUAUGAUGUAUGACAGGCAGAAAAUAAACUUGAGUAUCAGAAUA
Molecule: messenger RNA, 3134 nt
Organism: Nasonia vitripennis (jewel wasp)
Lineage: Eukaryota; Metazoa; Arthropoda; Insecta; Hymenoptera; Pteromalidae
Gene: fat-spondin
Product: cysteine-rich/KU venom protein
Exons: 11
Coding region: 426-2762 (778 amino acids)
Biological process (GO): cell adhesion
Cellular component (GO): extracellular matrix
Molecular function (GO): serine-type endopeptidase inhibitor activity
Source: RefSeq, a predicted model, not a curated record